This is a messenger RNA of Hemiscyllium ocellatum (epaulette shark), 4158 nucleotides long. It is a transcript of the gene gldn, whose product is annotated as gliomedin. Bases 126 to 1736 code for a protein of 536 amino acids. Gene Ontology annotation, biological process: signal transduction. The transcript is spliced from 10 exons. Gene Ontology annotation, cellular component: cell surface. NCBI's taxonomy places the organism in Eukaryota, Metazoa, Chordata, Chondrichthyes, Orectolobiformes, Hemiscylliidae. The record is from RefSeq and is a predicted model, not a curated record.
AUAUAAAUCAGGUGCCAGGCAAUGCACUAGCAUUCUGAAUAGACUGGCCGAGAUUGCCAGGGCGUUUUCUGCAGCCCUGACCGGCAAGCUGGGGGUCGGAGCUCCGUGUGCCUGCCUUAGACAACAUGACUUUCCCGGCAGCACAGCCCAGCUCAGUGAGAGCAAGUGUCCUCCUGGCGGGCCUGUUCCUGGUCACUGUGUUAAACUGCGCUGGGCUGGUUUAUCUCUUCGUGCAGUGCAGUGGCCUGAGGUCUCAGCAAGCAGCACUGGGCAGCCGCCUGGAGGAACUAACUGAGAGCUGGCCCAUGGAACUCAUCUCCCGCCUGAGUCAGGAGGAGUCCGGCUGGACUGAGCAGAGGAACCGCAAUAAGAGAAGCCACCAGCAAUCCAAGAGCCUUGAGGAGACCGAGGACAGUGUCAUGAUGAUGACUUAUUCAAGGAUCCCGAUUCGAAUUUUUAUGGAUUUGUGCAACAGCACAAGGGGAAUAUGCUUAACAGGCCCACAAGGACCUGCUGGACCACCAGGCCUUCCAGGUUUAGAUGGACUGCCAGGAGUUAAUGGCUCAGAUGGACCUACUGGGCUUCCAGGACCACCUGGAAAGGAAGGCAAACGGGCUCGGAAAGCUGCGCCUGGACCAAAAGGGGAACCUGGAGAUGUGGGACCGAAAGGUGAGAAAGGUGACCCGGGGCCUCCUGGUUCAGAUGGGUUACCAGGUGCCAAGGGUGAGCGGGGACCGAAAGGUGAAAGAGGAGAGCCUUAUAACGAGAUCAUUUUAGAAGGUCAGAGAGGCCCUCCCGGACCCCCAGGGCCAGCAGGACCUCCAGGUCCUGUAGGACCUCCUGGCCCACCAGGUUCCAAAGGAAGGUCUCGCCAUCAGCAGAACACAGUCAGUCACGAUGAAGCUCACGCUGCACCAAGAGAUGACACGUUAAUCAGACGGAUGUCGGCACAAAAAGCACUCAGCACCAUUUCGAUGAAACCUGGACGCAUCAUAAAAUCCGUGGAUGCCCCUUACAAUGUGACAAGGAUUGAAAACACAUUUGGAGCAUGGAUGAAGGACCCUGCAUCGAAGGACAAUGGAAAAAUUUGGAUUGUGGAGCACUUUUCAGGAUUGACAGUUAAAGAAUAUGAGGAUUUAGAGGCACUUAAAAUUGGGAGCAACUUCAAGACCAUAACAUUGACCCGUUAUUUUCAUGGUUGUGGACAUGCUGUGUAUAACGGCUCGAUUUAUUAUCACAAAGGAGGAUCUGAUCAAAUUAUAAAAUUUCCAUUCGAUGGGAAACAAGCCCAGCAUAUGAAAGUAGAAAAUGCUUUGCACAACAAUCGCAAUUACCUCUUCCAAAAUGCAAAGACAUAUUUUGACUUGACAGCUGAUAAAGAUGAACUUUGGGUAAUCUAUGCUUCAAGUCAUGAUGAAAACAUCGUUGUUGGCCAAAUUGAAAUUGAUGAAGACUCUUUCUCGAUUGUCCAGAAUAUCAAUACCACAUACCCAAAGUCAAAGGCUGGUAAUGCAUUCAUAGCACGUGGGAUUCUCUACCUCACAGAUACUAAGGACUCUAAAAUAGUUUUUGCACUUGAUUUGCUGAAAGACAAACAACUUGAUGUAAAUUUUGAUUUUAGAUCAUCCAAUGAUACGCUUACAAUGGUUUCCUAUGAUCCCUAUGAUCACACUUUAUAUACAUGGGAAAACGGCUACUUAAAGAAAUAUGGUCUUCAUUUUUUAUUAGCUGAAUAAAUGCUAAUUAUUUUACAAUAGGGAGCACUUAUUCAUGCAUAUGCAACUGAUAAAGCCACUAACCUUUAAUAUAAUCUCAAGUUGAAAUGAUUUUUGUUUAAAUGCAGUAGAAUAUUUGUUUUCAUUUUUUACUUUGUGUUUGUGCAGAACACUAUCUAACAUCAUGUAUAGAAAAUUCAACUUGUACAUUGCAUUGUAUUAUAUUUUAAAGCAUUUUGUAACGUCCUCCUUUCAAUUCAUGUUUAAAGGGUAAAGUCAUCAUAGUACUACUGGACGGAGGGCUCCUUUCUCCUUCGAGAGAGAUGACUAAUAGACGUUCACCCUGAGAGUUACCACACCUCACAUAAGGGGAAAAGUUAAGGAGAGUCCUUCAUGAUAACCUCAGCCAGUGUAGGAAUUGCACCUGUGCAGUUGUUGAUACACUGCAAACUGCACAGUAAGCCAACUGUGUUAACCAAACCACCACUCAAUUGGGGGCUUAGAGAUCUGGACAAUGUCAAAUUGGUUUUACUAAAGUUUUCUCAAUAGCCAACUAUGUAUAGGUUACAUUUAUACUGUAGCUUUAGUGUAACUGAGGUAGUUUCCAUUUAGAAGUGACACUGAGGUUAUAGAGCAACUCUGGGUUCAGGUGCUGCUGGAGAGGAGUGGUGACAGAUCUCUGGCCCUUUGCUGCAUUCUGCCCCACCUUGUGACUGCCCCACCCCAUGGUAAAUAAUUGCAAUACGUUGUUAAUUCUGGUAUAUAAAGUGGAGAAAGGGACCAUUUGACCACCUCCACAUUUUUCACCUUUCACAGACUUCAACAUGAAUUGUACUGAGUACAGAUACUCUCACCCACACUUUUAAGACUGGUAGCCACAUUAUGCUUGGGCUUAUUGACAAAUACCAAACAUUCCAGUUGCAUCUAAAGAACUCUACAAAAAUCUUUUUAGUAAAUUAUGACUGUAUGCAACGUGCAUGCAAGAUAGUAAAAGUAUAUAAAGAAAAGCACGCAUCUAAAAUAACAGUUCAGUUGCAUGCACUGUACAAAUUCAUUCAACUUUUGGUAAAACUGCAAACAUUUCCCAAUGUUACAUUCAAGUUUUAAUGUUGAACAAUUAAGCAGAUAACAUUGUGCAGUAUAUUGUAGAAUCAGUAAUGAAUCUUGCUGAAAAGAGAGAGACAUGACUCACGCUUUCUGUCUUGUACUUACCAGGAGAAACACAAGAAUGCUAAAUCUCAAUUGAUCCCAACAAUUUAUGCUGCAGGAGAAAAGGUAACUAACUGGUUGGCAAAUUGAUUCGGACUGUCCAAGGCAUUUGGAGAAAGCAAUUGAGAACUAAAAACUGUCACCCUCUGGUCUGAGAAGUGGCCUUUCUACCUUAAAAUUAUGCUGUGAAGGCAGAGUACCUCAAAAAUUUCAUGCUGCUGCUAUCUAGUGGCUACAUGAGUAAAUAAAUUGCGCAACAGCCAAGAGAAUGCAGAAUUUGCAGCUCUGCGGAAGUUUUCAUUCGAGCCGUGUGUCUCCCAACAGGGUCUUGAUGCAUAAUCAGUCUAGUGCUAUCAUCUCUUGUUCACUUGUACGUUACAAAAACCAUAUAGCUAUGCCUGUGGUUAGACUUUCUCUUUAUCACAACUGUAGGAUUGCCUUCUGAUGCCUGUGCCAUUGGCCAUUACAUUAAAUUCCCUGAACAGGAUACUGCUAUCAGUCCAAAAAGAAAUUCUGUUCAAACAUUGUUUCUGCACUUCAGCGCCAGUGGCCACCUACUUCAGCAUUGUUUCCAAGCAAUCAAUUAAUAACUUCCACCGGUUUUCCUAACAGGCAGAUUGCACACCAUUCAAAACUAACUCACAAUUGCAAAACCUAAUUGGAUGUGAUUCUGGAAUUGGAUAGCACUGCUGACCAAUCCUACAUGCUAACAGUUACACUAAUCACCAGCUUAAGCUAAUCAGUUGAGCUAGAAAUGCAGCUCACUUGUGCUUGCUAGAAAUGAUGUGCAUUUAUAGACAAGAAUCCAUUCUCUGCGAACAAAAAGAAUAUGUUUAAACUUUAUGUAUUUUUGAAUUAUCAGAGAGCAUGGGCAGCCUACAGCUGGCCACUUCCUUCUGCAUGAUAAUGAUUUGGCCAAUCAGGAAGUUGACUUGCCAACCAAUCAACAUUAUUUUUUCUUGGAGAAAUUUGGCAUUCUUGGAAUUGUCGAGUGUGAGACAAAACAAAAAUUUCAGCCUAAAUCUCUUUUCAGGAUUAUUCAAAAUCAACAUUGAACAUUAAGUGCCUCAAUAUAUGUAAUUAAAUAAUAUGUAAUUAUCUUAAAGGAUAAAGAGCUACAUCAACUACAUGCAAUAGAUAGAAUUUGCAUUACCAGAGGUUAAUAAAAUAUAAGUUAUAGUAACUGAACUUUUAAUUGCUUAACAUGCUAGCUGCAAGGUGUUAUUUAUUUAGU